Stegostoma tigrinum is the source of this 720-nucleotide messenger RNA. Its product is annotated as parvalbumin alpha-like. The transcript has 5 exons. NCBI's taxonomy places the organism in Eukaryota, Metazoa, Chordata, Chondrichthyes, Orectolobiformes, Stegostomatidae. Gene Ontology annotation, molecular function: calcium ion binding. Bases 123 to 452 code for a protein of 109 amino acids. Gene Ontology annotation, cellular component: cytoplasm; nucleus. The record is from RefSeq and is a predicted model, not a curated record.
CUGCAAACGUCUUGCAAAUUGAAGGGUAUAUAAGGAGCAGCGUGAAUUAGAGCUGGGCACUGCACUUGCUCUCUUCACCUCCUGUUUCGCCUUUGAAAAGGAUAGAAGAUCCACCGAACAGUAUGGCUUCGAUGACCGCAAUACUGGAAGCUAAAGACAUCGAGAAAGCCCUGGCGGAAUGUGCCGCAGGUGCAUUCAAUCACAAGACAUUCUUCGUAACCAGCGGCUUGACCAAGAAGUCAGAUGAUGAUCUUGCUGCAGUGUUUAACAUCCUUGACCAGGAUCAGAGUGGGUACAUUGAAGUGAAUGAGCUGAAACUGUUCCUUCAGAGCUUUUCUAAAAGUGCACGGGAACUGAAUGACACUGAGACCAAUGCGUUCCUUACUGCUGGCGACAGUGAUCAUGAUGGCAAGAUCGGAGUUGAUGAGUUCAAGAACAUGGUCAAAGAAUAAAGAAGCUAAAAGAAAAGGCCACUCUCUCAAUGCUGAGCAGUUCAGACACCGUUACUAUCAUCGCAUAUAGCAAAUGCAUUUUUAUUUAUACAUUUUGAUACAGUUGAAUGGCAUGAAUAAAUGUCUAAAUGUUGUUUCCUUUGUUGGAACUUUUUAACGGGGCAUUUUCUGUGCAGUUUAAUUGAUAUUUAUUGUACGAUAUAUUAAUAGUGGAAAGAGCCUCAAAUUGCUAAAUUCACAAAAUAAUAAAGGUCACAGUUGAAAAUAA